GAGCCGUUGUUUGCUAGGUAGUACAAAAUGCCUUCACAAAAGAUUGAAACUGGUCACCAAGACACAGUUCAUGAUGUGGCAAUGGAUUAUUAUGGCAAGCGUCUUGCCACAGCAUCUUCAGACAACACCAUUAAGAUUAUUGGGGUAAGCAAUUCGGCUUCUCAGCAUCUUGCAACUUUGAGUGGUCACCUGGGACCCGUGUGGCAAGUAGCAUGGGCACACCCGAAGUUUGGGUCCCUCCUUGCUUCCUGUUCUUAUGAUGGGAGGGUCAUAAUUUGGAAGGAAGGUCAACAGAAUGAGUGGAGCCAAGCCCAUCUUUUUGAUGAUCACAAAGUUUCUGUCAAUUCCAUUGCUUGGGCACCUCAUGAACUGGGUCUUUGUUUGGCAUGUGGAUCCUCAGAUGGGAAUAUCUCGGUUUACACUGCAAGAACAGAUGGUGGUUGGGACACAUCGCGCAUUGACCAGGCUCACCCAGUUGGUGUCACAUCUGUUUCAUGGUCCCCGUCGAUAGCUCCUGGUGCUCUUUUCGCUUCUGGCCUGGUUGACCCUGUUCAGAAGCUUGCAUCUGGUGGUUGUGAUAACACAGNGCGCAUUGACCAGGCUCACCCAGUUGGUGUCACAUCUGUUUCAUGGUCCCCGUCGAUAGCUCCUGGUGCUCUUUUCACUUCUGGCCUGGUUGACCCUGUUCAGAAGCUUGCAUCUGGUGGUUGUGAUAACACAGUGAAAGUGUGGAAGCUUUAUAAUGGAGUUUGGAAGAUGGAUUGCUUCCCUGCUCUUCAAAUGCAUACUGAUUGGGUAAGGGAUGUUGCUUGGGCACCCAACUUAGGACUUCCUAAAUCUACUAUAGCAAGUGCUUCUCAAGACGGAAGAGUUAUUAUAUGGAGUGUGGCCAAGGAAGGAGAUCAAUGGGAUGGAAAGGUUUUGAAGGAUUUUCAGGCCCCUGUUUGGAGGGUCUCAUGGUCAUUGACUGGAAACAUACUGGCUGUUGCUGAUGGGGAAAACAAUGUUACAUUGUGGAAAGAAGAAGUAGAUGGAGAAUGGCAACAGGUCGAGCUUUUUUAG
Messenger RNA from Ilex paraguariensis (yerba mate), 1062 nucleotides. The record is from the annotation of a GenBank genome assembly. Lineage: Eukaryota; Viridiplantae; Streptophyta; Magnoliopsida; Aquifoliales; Aquifoliaceae.